This is a messenger RNA of Cantharellus anzutake, 1498 nucleotides long. RefSeq lists its product as uncharacterized. The transcript has 2 exons. The record is from RefSeq and is a predicted model, not a curated record. Lineage: Eukaryota; Fungi; Basidiomycota; Agaricomycetes; Cantharellales; Hydnaceae. The coding region runs from base 154 to 1473 and encodes 439 amino acids.
CGAGCGUCCUGUCACGGCAGUUAAGAUCAAGUCCGAUGUCCGUUUGAUCAUCAGCUAGGCACCUCACAUUGAACUUGGCAGCUUCCCAGCCGUCAUCAAAGAUCUAAUUCGGAACCCCUAGAAUCAUCUACCAGCUUGCCUUGAGGAAGUCGCAUGGCUGAUAUAGCGCUUGAACAUAGGGACAUGCCCAGUCCACAGUAUAAAGCUUAUACUCAACCUGUAUUUGGUGUGCCUGUAUCCGUCGUUCUUGCCUAUGGUGUGUAUGCAAUGCCUAUCCUCCCUCAUAACACCACGAGUCUCUUGCCAGAUAUAUCUAAUGCUUGCAAUGACCUACGCAAUUGUCAAACUAUGUGGAGUAUCAUCUAUACCUGUCUGCUCACGAUUAUUGCGUGCGUUUGGACGGCCGUACACCCAGAUAUACCAAAGCCCGGCCAUUCCCUGUUGCCUGGAGUGUCCCGUGGCCCCUUGAUGAUACUUUCACUCGUUGCACCGGAGGUGCUUCUGGGGGGAGCGUUGGGAGAUCUCCUGGACGCUCGGAGAAUAUCAAAAGGAUGCAGGAUGAUCGAAGGGUGGACGGCUACGCAUUCAUUCUUUGUCAUCAUGCGUGGCUUCUUCGACCCAUCCAGAGGAGCAGUGAUUCCCAAGAGGAACGAAGAUCCCUUGGACGUCCUCGGGCAAUACCCUGGCAUAAUUGUGGAGUCUGGGAAUGCUAGGAAGGCCGCAGUAACAAAGGAGGAAAUUCUUGACAAAAGCAAAGGGGACUGGUUUACGAAAUUUAUCGUUAUCCUUCAACUAUUAUGGUUUAUCGUUCAUUACAUCGAACGAUGGACGGGCGGUUUGCAUCGGUCGCAACUCGAGACAAUGACAUUGGCGUAUGCGACACUAAGUGUCAUCGAUUACAUAUUGUGGUGGCAUAAACCCACUCUGAUCCAACUCCCGAUCCGUGUGACGAAAGAUUCCAGCCGUUCUGGUCCUCCGGAUGUCAAUGCCGAUCAGCCAGCGCCCAGCGUGGAGAAUGGGGCAGUUCUGAAUCUCACUCUAGCGGAGGUCGUUGGAUAUGGCCCUGUUUGGGCUAGUGUAACCGCGGGCAUCAUCUUCGGGGGGAUCCAUUGCUUGGCAUGGUCAUUUCCCUUUCCAACACCCAAGGAGACCAUUCUGUGGCGGAUUUCAGCGAUAAUUAUUGUGGCGUGCCCUAUUCCUUAUGCCUUGCAUAUGUCAACACGACGGAUCACUCUCCUCCCUGCAGACGAUACUUAUGGUUCUGCUCUUGGAAAUUUUUUCUUUUAUAUGACUCGUCGCCAGGCUGCUGAUUUUUGCUCUUACGUAGCUAGAAUAUGUGGGUUUCUCAUGGAAGCCUCUUACGUCAUUGCCCGGAUUAUCUUGCUUGUUCUUACCAUCACUUCUCUGCGUUCGCCCCCCCCUGAUCUUUACCAGACCCCAUCUUGGACCUCAUUUCUCCCACAUCUUGGAUAGAUGUAUGUACUGUGCUUCAUAUUCC